Messenger RNA from Medicago truncatula (barrel medic), 1146 nucleotides. RefSeq names its product cytochrome c oxidase subunit 3. The coding region runs from base 466 to 1146 and encodes 226 amino acids. Gene Ontology annotation, biological process: mitochondrial electron transport, cytochrome c to oxygen. The record is from RefSeq and is a predicted model, not a curated record. Gene Ontology annotation, molecular function: cytochrome-c oxidase activity. Lineage: Eukaryota; Viridiplantae; Streptophyta; Magnoliopsida; Fabales; Fabaceae. Gene Ontology annotation, cellular component: mitochondrion; membrane. The transcript has a single exon.
GGGGAGGAAUAGUGCAGGAAGGGAGCGAGACCAAGCCGAGCCACUAGGAGAGUAAGCCCUUCCCACGUGUAAAGUUGAAUAAAAGAAUGCAGCCUCAACCAGAGAGAUCAACCUGCGCCGCCGGCGGCGCAGAACGCACUAAUCCGCGACUAGCAAGUUUUCCUAAACCAAACUUCAUAAAUAGAAUUGUUACUUUCAAAAAAAUGCUUGCUGAAAAUCAAAGAAAGGAAAGAAGGUCCAUUUUCCCACGUAGUUCGUCGGUCAAACCAACGAUUCUCUUCUCAAAGUUAUAGAGAGAUCUUUUUCUAGUUAGACUUCUAUCAAUGCAAUGAAAGAACCAUCCCUUCCUAUUUCUUUGUCCUGUCAGAUAGAAAUAUAAGAAGACCCAAAAGAGCCCUUCUUUACCACUUUAGGGGGUGGGGGUGAAGGGGGGGUGGUUUACAUACAACCGAGGCAAAGUGGUUUAUGAUUGAAUCUCAGAGGCAUUCUUAUCAUUUGGUAGAUCCAAGUCCAUGGCCUAUUUCGGGUUCACUCGGAGCUUUGGCAACCACCGUAGGAGGUGUGAUGUACAUGCACUCAUUUCAAGGGGGUGCAACACUUCUCAGUUUGGGCCUAAUAUUUAUCCUAUAUACCAUGUUUGUAUGGUGGCGCGAUGUUCUACGUGAAUCCACGUUGGAAGGACAUCAUACCAAAGUAGUACAAUUAGGACCUCGAUAUGGUUCUAUUCCGUUCAUCGUAUCGGAGGUUAUGUUCCUUUUUGCUUAUUUUCGGGCUUCUUCUCAUUCUUCUUUGGCACCUACGGUAGAGAUCGGGGGUAUUUGGCCCCCAAAAGGGAUUGGGGUUUUAGAUCCUCGGGAAAUCCCAUUUCUUAAUACCCCUAUUCUCCUUUCAUCCGGAGCAGCUGUAACUUGGGCUCAUCAUGCUAUACUCGCGGGGAAGGAAAAACGAGCAGUUUACGCUUUAGUAGCAACCGUUUCACUGGCUCUAGUACUCACUGGCUUUCAAGGAAUGGAAUAUUAUCAAGCACCCUUCACUAUUUCGGAUACCUUUUUCUUAGCAACUGGCUUUCAUGGUUUUCAUGUGAUUAUAGGUACUCUUUUACAGAGUAUGAUCGGUCAAUGUAUUUUAUCAAAAAAAAAAGGUUGA